Messenger RNA from Galendromus occidentalis (western predatory mite), 444 nucleotides. Its product is annotated as von Hippel-Lindau disease tumor suppressor-like. The record is from RefSeq and is a predicted model, not a curated record. Bases 1 to 444 code for a protein of 147 amino acids. The transcript is spliced from 3 exons. Lineage: Eukaryota; Metazoa; Arthropoda; Arachnida; Mesostigmata; Phytoseiidae.
AUGAGCAAUCUAAAUGCUACACCGUGGAUUCGGUUGUAUUCUCAGGAAUCUGCUAUCGAUCGACGGGCUUAUUAUCGCUUCGUGAACGCGAGUCCUCGCGAAGUUGAAUUGGCCUGGUACGAUUACGACGGAGGGAAACACAUCUUCUACAACAUACCGCCUCGAGCGUUCCGGGACAUUGACACUUUCGAGGGCCAUCCGUGGCAAGCCUUCGAAAAACAUUAUCACAGGGCUCUACUCCUGAGAGGUCGUUUCUUUCUCUGUGCGAAAAGGUCCGAAAGACUGACCCGUCUUCAAGUUCUCAUCACUGAGCCAGUAUAUUCCCUGAAAUCCUUGUGUUUGGGCGUACUCUGCCUUUCAGCGUCGGACGACGACGUUCAGGAGCUACCGAGGAAUUUGAUACGGGAUCUAGUCACCUACCGAGUCUAUAGAUUCACUUGUUAA